Messenger RNA from Scatophagus argus, 1047 nucleotides. It is a transcript of the gene fuom, whose product is annotated as fucose mutarotase. The coding region runs from base 249 to 713 and encodes 154 amino acids. Gene Ontology annotation, biological process: fucose metabolic process. The record is from RefSeq and is a predicted model, not a curated record. Lineage: Eukaryota; Metazoa; Chordata; Actinopteri; Scatophagidae. The transcript is spliced from 6 exons. Gene Ontology annotation, molecular function: fucose binding; racemase and epimerase activity, acting on carbohydrates and derivatives.
AGCUAAGGGAAGUGAAAUGGCCUACAAAGAAAAAAUCUGUCCGGCCGAUCGAAACAUAAAAUAAAAGUCGCAUAUUUGGCUUGUGAACCAACAGAAGAAACAACCAUAACGCACACGAGACUGACUACCGGCGUUUUGGGGUUAAAGAGAUUAUUUUUAUUGGAUAACGGACGGAUCUAAGCGAAGACGGAAGUAGACGGGAGUGACUGCUCUCACGUCGCUUCAAGACUUUCCAGUGCUUUGCCAGUAUGGUCGUACUGAAAGGGAUCCCUUCUGUUUUAUCACCUGAACUGCUGUAUGCACUGGCUAAAAUGGGCCAUGGGGAUGAACUGGUGCUUGCAGAUGCAAAUUUUCCAGCAUCUUCGAUUUGUGCUUGUGGUCCAACCGAGAUAAGAGCUGAUGGUUUGGGAAUCCCACAGCUGUUGGAGGCCAUUUUGAGGCUUCUGCCCCUGGACACCUAUGUCCCCUCUCCGGCUGCAGUCAUGGAUCUGGUGGACAGUGACAAGCAGAGGUGUUUAGCUGUCCCUGUGUGGGACACCUAUGCACAGCUCCUGGGUCAGGCUGGGUCACAGACUCCACUUGAGAAGGUGGAAAGGUUUGCUUUCUAUGAGCGAGCCAAGAAAGCGUACGCUGUUGUGGCAACAGGGGAGACGGCCCUGUAUGGUAACAUUAUACUGAAGAAGGGGGUCAUUCCUGCUGAGCUUCUACAGUGACACACACACACACACACACACACACAUUAUAAAGUAAUGAUUAUCUACUGAUCUAACCUUGAUGUUAGUCACAACUAAAAUUCUUUUCAGUGAAAAUCUUAAGAAGGUGAAUAUUUUUGAUAAUUUUGCUAAACAUACUUUCGCUUUUGUUCAGUUUCCAGCAGAAGCAGUGAAUUCAAAACAUAUUUUAUCUUUUUUCCUGCUUAAUUCAUACUCUUAAUAUGAUGUGAUUAAUCUUCAGUGUACAUGGAGCAGAAAUGUAUUUUUGUAAAUAAACUUCUGUGUUGUAUGCACAUUUCAAUAAAUAACACACGUGAAGUCCUUGAUGAGUGUG